GCUUCCUCUGCGUGCAAUCCUAGCUAAGCUAAUAUAGAAGUCAUCAUUACCUUCUCUCUCUUUCUUGGGAUUGCUUUAUAUAUGUAGUUGGGUGUGAGCUUUGUUUCUUCACUUUGCCUAGCCGUCUCUCCCCCUCUCUCUCACAAACAACACAAAACUCUCCCCACUGAUCAAGAUAAGUGUUAUAGCUUGAUAUUGUAUGUAAUGGAUCCUUCUAGUGGACAACACCAGGCACAUUUACUAGAAAACAUGUUGGUUUGUUCAAAAGCAGAACAAGAGAGGAAGCCAAGACCACAACCAGAAGAAGCAGUCCAAUGUCCAAGAUGUGAGUCUACCAACACCAAGUUCUGUUACUACAACAACUACAGCCUCUCUCAACCAAGGUACUUUUGCAAGACAUGCAGAAGGUACUGGACCAAAGGAGGUAUACUGAGAAAUGUUCCAAUGGGUGGAGGGUGCAGGAAGAACAAAAGAUCAUCAUCAAAGAAAUCCCAAGAUCAACUGCUGCUCAAUAUCACAACCAAUCCCAAUAACCCACUUUCUACAUUCCCACUGAGAUAUGACCAGAAUGACCUAACUCUUGCAUUUUCCAGGCUCCAAAAACAGUCUAGUACUGGGUUUGAUGAUUCUGGUCUUUCUUUUCUUGGAAACCCAAUUGAUGUUAUGGGGAACCAUGAUGCACUUAGGAGCGGAUUUCUUGACACCCAGAACAAUUUUCAGAAUUUUUACUAUGGAUUUGGGAAUGGAAUUAGCCUGGGAGAGGUGGUGGAUAGUAAUAUUUGUGGUGGAGUAGGUGGUGAAAUGGGUAGUUUGCCUUAUGAAGACAUGAGUAGUGGAGCAACAACAACGGCAGUGACUGUGACAACAAUGAAGCAAGAACACUGCAAUGGAAGAGAAAGUGACAACAAUAGGGUAUUGUGGGGUUUCCCAUGGCAGCUCAAUGAAGCUAACAACAACAACAUUAAUGGUGAUCUUGAUUCAGGAAGAGGGAGCUGGAAUGGACUUGGUACUUCAGCUUGGCAUGGACUAAUUAACAGCCCCUUAAUGUAGACUUAACUAAAAAUCUCAGUUAAUUUCUCUGAUUCCCUUGAAUCAACUCUGUUUCAAUUUGUUUCUUUUGUCUUUUUGGUUUAUAAACUAAUGAGAAACUCUGGAUUUGUUUGCUAACCAAUUAAGUUAGAAACUUUGCAGAGGUUGGUUGAUAUAGUAAUAUAAAUUUGUUUCUGUUUUGGACUCGGAAAAUAGUGAAUGAUUGAGACUUGAGAGUGGUAUUUCAUGGUU
Molecule: messenger RNA, 1281 nt
Organism: Tripterygium wilfordii
Lineage: Eukaryota; Viridiplantae; Streptophyta; Magnoliopsida; Celastrales; Celastraceae
Product: dof zinc finger protein DOF2.1-like
Exons: 2
Coding region: 205-1050 (281 amino acids)
Biological process (GO): regulation of DNA-templated transcription
Molecular function (GO): DNA-binding transcription factor activity; DNA binding
Source: RefSeq, a predicted model, not a curated record